AUGUCCCUCACAAACGCCUCGGCCGACGCCGCCGCCGCCGCUGCAAAGACAGCCUCGUACACGCUCGCCUCCCUCGCCGCGACCGACCGCAACGCCGCCCUCGACGCCGUCCACGACGCCCUUGCCCGCGCCCGCGACGACAUCCUCGCCGCAAACGCCCGCGACCUCGACAACGCCCGCGCCGCCGCCGCCGAGGGGGACGCCCAGGCCCAAGCCCUUGUCUCGCGGCUUGAUCUGGGGAAGAAGGGCAAGUGGGAGGAUAUGCUGCGCGGUAUUCACGAUGUGCGCGACCUCGAUGAUCCAGUCGGCCGUGUCCAGAUGCGCACCAAGCUCGACGAUGACUUGACUCUUGAGCGUGUCUCGUGCCCCAUUGGCGUCCUUCUCGUCAUCUUCGAGGCCCGCCCCGAAGUCAUCGCCAACAUAGCCUCCCUUGCCAUCAAAUCAGGCAACGCCGCCAUCCUCAAAGGCGGCAAGGAGUCCACAGAAUCCUUCGUCGCCAUCGCCAGCGUCAUCUCCUCGGCCCUCGACGCCACCGCCGUCCCCAACGCCGCCAUCCAGCUCGUUACCACCCGCGACGCCGUCGCCCAGCUCCUCGCCCAGGACCGCUACAUCGAUCUCGUCAUCCCCCGCGGCUCAAAUGACCUGGUCCGCCACUGCAAGGACUCGACAAAAAUUCCCGUCCUCGGCCACGCAGACGGCAUCUGCGCGAUCUACCUCGCCGCCGACGCCGACCCGCAAAAGGCCGUGACCACCCUCGUCGACGCAAAGACGUCAUACCCGGCCGCCUGUAACAGCGUCGAGACCCUCCUCGUUCAAGACACGGCGCUUCCCAGUCUUCUCCCCGCCGUUGCCACCGCCCUCGUCGCCGCCGGCGUCUCCCUCCGCUGCGAUGCCCCCUCGCGCGCCGCCCUCGCCAACCUGCGCAACGGCAGCGACGGCCUCAUCCGCGACGCCGUCCCCGCCGACUACGACACCGAGUUCCUCUCCCUUACUCUCGCCGUCAAGACCGUCUCGACCCUCGACGACGCCAUCGCCCACAUCAACACCCACGGCUCCCACCACACCGACGCCAUCCUCACCGCUAACCCCGCCGACGCUGAGCGCUUCAUGAACCGCGUCGACUCGGCUGGCGUCUACUGGAACGCCUCAACCCGCGUCGCCGACGGCAUGCGCUACGGCUUCGGCACAGAGGUCGGCAUCAGCACAAAUAAGAUCCACGCCCGCGGGCCCGUCGGCCUCGAGGGCCUCACCAUCUACAAGUACAAGCUCAGGGGCGACUACCAGGCCACGGCCGCGUACGGUGAGGGCGAGGGCAAGAGGCGCUGGAAGCAUGAGGCGUUGCCGCUGUAA
Molecule: messenger RNA, 1350 nt
Organism: Hirsutella rhossiliensis
Lineage: Eukaryota; Fungi; Ascomycota; Sordariomycetes; Hypocreales; Ophiocordycipitaceae
Product: aldehyde dehydrogenase family domain-containing protein
Exons: 3
Coding region: 1-1350 (449 amino acids)
Molecular function (GO): glutamate-5-semialdehyde dehydrogenase (NADP+) activity; NADP binding
Source: RefSeq, a predicted model, not a curated record